GACUCCUUCUGUCACUGCAUAACAGAAUGGCCAAAAGAGUAGCCAUCCUUGGGGCUGGGGCAAGUGGCCUUACAGCCAUUAAAUGCUGUUUGGAUGAGGGUCUUCAGCCAACCUGUUUUGAGAGAAGUGAAGAUAUAGGAGGGCUAUGGAGAUUCCAGGAACAUGUCACUGAAGGUCACAGCAGCAUUUACAAAUCAUUGACUACGAAUAGUUCAAAGGAGUUGAUGAGUUUUAGUGAUUUUCCUACUCCUGAGGAAUACUCAAACUACAUGCAUCAUAGUAAAAUGAUGGAGUACUUUUGGAUGUAUGCAAAGCAGUUUGAUUUGCUUAAGUACAUACAUUUCAAGGCUCAAGUCUGCCAUUUAAGGAAACACAAAGAUUUCCCCAUCACUGGACAGUGGGUAAUUGUAACAGAAAUGAAUGGGAAGCAGGAAUCGGCUGUCUUUGAUGCUGUUCUAAUUUGCACAGGCCUCUAUGUACAACCUUAUUUUCCUCUGGAUUCAUUUCUAGGUUUUGAGAAAUUUAAGGGGAAAAUUAUUCACAGCUGGGCAUAUAAGAAUUCUGAAAAAUACCAAGACCAACGAAUCCUCAUCGUAGGCUUGGGAAAUUCUGGAGUAGAGAUUGCUAUUGACCUCAGCCAUAUCACAAAGCAGGUCUUUCUGAGUACUAGAACUGGUGCUUGGGUGGUGAAUCGAGUCUCUGAUGAUGGAUAUCCUUUUGAUGUAGUGCAUUUUACACGUUUCAAAAAUCUCCUUUUCCAUAAACUUCCUGCGGUGCUGAUAAACCAAUGGGGAGAGAAGAAACUGAAUAUGAAAUUUAACCAUGAGAACUAUGGUGUAAAACCCCAGCACAGGUUCCUAAGUAAGACCCCAAUUAUGGGAGAUGAUCUACCAAAUGCUAUAAUUGCUGGCAGGGUGGUAAUGAAACCACAUGUGAAGAAGUUCACUGAAAGAGGUGUGAUCUUUGAAGAUGGCAGCACAGAAGAAAAUAUUGAUGUGGUAAUUUUUGCUACAGGAUACAACUUCUCCUUUCCCUUCACUCAGGAUAUUAUCCUCAGGACUCAAACAAAUAAAUUCUCACUAUAUAAAUAUGUCUUCCCACCACACUUGGAAAAGCACACAUUAGCUGUGAUUGGCCUCAUCAAACCUGUAGGAGCCACUAUGCCUAUAUCUGAGCUCCAAGUUCGCUGGGCCACAAGAAUCUUCAAGGGCCUAAACAAGUUACCUUCAAAUAAUGACAUGAUGGCUGAUAUUGCUAAAAAGAUCCAGUAUAAUGAAAAACGGCAUGCAGCAAGCCACAACAAUUUCUUAAUAGUGCACUAUAUUGAUUACAUGGAUGAACUGGCUUCCCUAUUAGGAGUGAAGCCCAAGCUGCUGAGUCUUCUUCUGACCGAUCCAAAGCUGGCCUGGGAAGUAUAUUUUGGGCCUUGUUCAGCUGCUCAGUUCCGUCUGACCGGUCCUGGGAAGUGGGAGGGAGCCAGAAAUACCAUCUUGACCCAGAGAGAAAGGAUUAUCAAGGCUACAAAGACACGGCCUCUGCAGUCCUCUACCAACUCUAAAGUAACUCUGGUUCCUUCUUUCUUCAUUAAAGCACUCAUCUGUUUUGGACUUCUCACUAUUGUCUUAACUUACCUCUAAUUUGAAUUUGUAGCAGCCUGAAAACGGCUUCUUCUCCUGCAAAUGAACUUGUUUUGAGUGGCAUAUUUCAACCUGAAAUUCCAAAUUAUCAAUAUCUAUGUUGAAUAUCCUUUGUAGAUUACAUUACUUCCAAUGUAUCAAUAAUGGCUUGUUAAAAAUUGGAACAUAAUUGAAUACAAAGUAUUUCCACAUUUGUUUCAUGUUUUACACCCUACACCUCUGUUUCAUUAAUAUCUCUACAGCUUGUGUUUUUUCUAAUAACUAAUGUCUUACUUAUGAAAUAUCUACUUUUACACCAUUGUCCUUUGUCUGGGGCCCUCUAUAGUUCUCUAAACUCUAAUUCAGUGGAAUUAGAAUGUAAUGGAAUUCUGAAUUUCAGAAAAAAAAUCGAAUUUCAGGCAAUAAUGGAUUUCACUCCAACUACUAGAAAAAAAGUCUAUAUUUGAUGAUUUAGUCUUGAAAAUAUAAAUUUUACUGUACGUAGAGUCUUCAUAAUUUUGGGUACAUUUAAUGUAUA
Protobothrops mucrosquamatus (brown spotted pit viper) is the source of this 2154-nucleotide messenger RNA. Its product is annotated as dimethylaniline monooxygenase [N-oxide-forming] 2. Gene Ontology annotation, molecular function: N,N-dimethylaniline monooxygenase activity; NADP binding; flavin adenine dinucleotide binding. The coding region runs from base 27 to 1637 and encodes 536 amino acids. The record is from RefSeq and is a predicted model, not a curated record. The transcript is spliced from 9 exons. NCBI's taxonomy places the organism in Eukaryota, Metazoa, Chordata, Lepidosauria, Squamata, Viperidae.